AUGGCGCGACGCAGGGACGUCCGCCGACUCAUCGACCGGUAUUGGCAGAGCAGCAGAGCAGAGGACGAAGGUAGCGUAGAUUGGAUACGUCGUCUCGCGCACACAGCCAUAGACCGCCAGCUUGCGGCAGGCAUACAUGAUGAGCUGCAACCCUGGACUGCCCUCUUCAUGCGUAACGGCAGACUACGCGAUGCACUCGCCCUCGUCCACCACUACUUUGCGACGGCUCAGCUACAUCGCUUACCCAUGCGGCGCCGUCUCCCAGCGAAUUACACGCGCGACAGCUUCAGAACCGUCCUUCUCCUCAUAUACCUAGAGACCGCAGUCAAUGGUGGAAUCGCCGCUGCGAUCCCGCUGCUACGCGGCCUGCCCUUGGCCGGCGAGCGCACAUCAUGCUACCUAUCACGCGAUGCCGCUGCGCGCGGCUUCUUCGAGCGCGGAGGCAUCGUCACAACUCCCGAAAUCGUCGACCAGACGUUACGGCUCUUACGGCCCGCCGAACUGGCCCUCGCACUCAGCAGAGAUGCCGAAGAGGUGGGCUCCGAGCCCCUCGCCAAGCUCAUGGGAAAUCUCCUAGCAAGACCAGAGAGCGAACAGGAUGCCACUCUGCCAGACUUACCCGCUGAGCUCUGCCGCGAGAUCAUCAACGCCUCCGACCCAAAGAAGAAUGCCGCAGCAUGGUUGUGGGUGGACGGACUUGAUAAACCUCCUGGCUGGGAGGCUCCGAUCUCCGUCACCCCGCCUCGUCCCGAUAUUGGCGAAUCGACGUGGUCCGUACUUCUGCGCGGCUUCAUCACAACCGGCAGGCAAGAGCUCGCCGCCCAAGUGUGGGCACACAUCAAUACCCUCGGCAUCAAGCCCUCGGCACAGCUGUGGAACUCGCUCCUUGCGGGCUACUCGGCCGCGGGUCGCUGGGAGUCGAUGAUGCAGACUUGGCAGCAGCUCAACCAGCAGCGAGACAGCCCCGUCGAUGUCUACUGCUACACGACGGUCAUCAAUGGCUUCUUCAGGCAGGGCAACAUCGAGGUGGGCAUGUCCAUGUUCGAAGAGCUGAGAACGCGAGCUGCCAAGGAGCCGCACCGCUUCAGGGUAACGGCAGAGACGUACAACUCCGUGAUCCAGGGAUUGAACCGCGCACGCUAUUACCAUUACGGAGAGCACAUCCUCGGCCUCAUGAAGUCGUCGGAGCGACAUGCAUCCGUGCCUGCUCCUACCACGUCAACGUGGAACACGAUGCUGCGGUCUCAUGCGCGCAAGGGCGACAUGGAUGCGCUGAGAGCCACGCUGGCCGAGGCAAGCACUUACUCUUUCACGCCAGACAUCGUCACCUUUGUCACCGUCCUCGAUGCAAUGGCAAGGCAAGGCGGCGCGUCCUCUGAUGCCGUGCGCAUCGUGCGUGGCCUGAUGGACUCGCGGGGCGUCAGACUCAACACAGUGGGAUGGACGGCUCUGAUCAAGGGCGCGCUGCGUUGCAACCUCGAAGACGAGGUGCAAGGCAGAGGAGACGAAGCCGUCGAGUACGGGGGAGAGGACAUGGAGCAACGCAGUAUGCCCCUCGCCAUCCGUGUUCGGCAAGUCGUGUCGGGCAUGGGCAUGCUCAACGAGAUGGUCGCAAGCGGCAUCGAGCCCAAUAGCAUCACGAUCACCAGUCUGAUACACGCCGCCUUCCGACUUCAAGCGCACGUCGACCUUGUCCAGCCUGGCCACGACGAUCUCAGCUCUCUUGCUCGUCAGCUCUUGGGUGCGCCAGAGUGCAAGGAUACAAUGCGGCAUCUCGUUCCCAUUUCAGAUCUCAAGGAGACGUCAGAGGCCCUGCAGAACGUGACUGCACAACGACCAGGCGCAGCUCUUGCGAUGGCGCUCUUGCAGCGCAUGCAAGAUCCCAUCACCUACGCUGCGCAGACGACGGCAACAGCGAUGGCUGGUGCGGGGACGUCGAACUUGGUUUCGACGAGACGGCGAGCUCCGGACUCGGGCUUUGGCUUUGCAUUGCAGGGUCGCAAAACUUUUCACGUCGUCCUAGCAGGAUUGCUCGGGCCCAACAACGGCACGGGCAGCAGUCUCGUCUGGCGUACGACUCUGGUGCGCGGUAUGAUGCACCUCGACGCCCUGACUCUACCCAGAGGUGGGGCGCAAACCUCUCUGACACCGCUGGUCAACACCUCGCCUUCCUCUUCGAUGACACCUCGUACCCCGACAUCAGGGAACGACGUCUCGUAUCGCGUUGUUCUCCUCGCGCUGCUGCGCCGCCUUGCCGCCUCGCAGGAAGAGGCCGGGUCGGGCGUCAAUCGCACCGAGCAGAGAUUAGUACUCGCGGUUCUCGAUCAGGUGAUGCAGAGGUUGGAGCAUGCAGCGGCGAACGCUGCUGAGCCGGAUGGUGAGGGUCGGUUCAUCGUGAGUAACGCUCUCGGUGUCAUUCUGAAACGAGUGAGGGAUGAGAUGCGCGCUGCAGGAUAUCGAGCUCCAGCGAGGGGAGCCAACAAGGACGGAGGAGAAGCGCGGUGA
Molecule: messenger RNA, 2505 nt
Organism: Jaminaea rosea
Lineage: Eukaryota; Fungi; Basidiomycota; Exobasidiomycetes; Microstromatales
Exons: 1
Coding region: 1-2505 (834 amino acids)
Molecular function (GO): protein binding
Source: RefSeq, a predicted model, not a curated record